Molecule: messenger RNA, 3797 nt
Organism: Gavialis gangeticus (Gharial)
Lineage: Eukaryota; Metazoa; Chordata; Crocodylia; Gavialidae
Gene: PLA2G6
Product: phospholipase A2 group VI
Exons: 17
Coding region: 114-2552 (812 amino acids)
Biological process (GO): positive regulation of ceramide biosynthetic process; cardiolipin acyl-chain remodeling
Cellular component (GO): mitochondrion
Molecular function (GO): protein binding
Source: RefSeq, a predicted model, not a curated record
GCUGUGAUUUGCGGGCACUGGUCACAUGGCCGGGGAGGACUUUUGUUGGCGGAAGUCGGGUGUUGGGUCAGUGACUCAGGAGGGUGACUGGGACAGGACAGCUCAUCUCAAAGAUGCAGUUCUUCGGUCGAAUUGUCAAUACCAUUAACAGUGUCACCAACUUGUUUUCAAACCCAUACCGGGUGAAGGAGGUGCCCUUGGCGGAGUUUGCAUCUCAUACACGCCUGAGGGAGGAGGGCAGGGUCACCCUGUACAAGAACAAUGCGGCUCGCUCCUGGGACUGCCUGCUGGUGAACCCCCAGAAUCAGCUGGUUGCCUUCCGGAUCUUCCAGCUGGACAACGAGGUGGAAGCUGCCAGGCACUUUGAGCAGUAUGCACGGCAGCUGCGCCCUUUCUAUGAGAGCUCCCAGCAGCCUCUGCAGCUGGAGGUCCUCCAGCAGCUGAGCGACUGUUUCCGCAACCACCCCAGCUGGUCCCUGGCCCAUGUGGCAGUGGAGGUGGGACUUCGGGAAAGCUUCCAACACAACCACAUCCAAAGCUGUUUGAACAGCACCCAGUGUGAGGAUGUCUGCACCCCGCUGCAUCUGGCCUGCCGGAAGGGAGAUAUUGAGUGCCUACGGGAGCUGAUGGACUGCCAUGCCCGGCUGGAUAUCACUGACAAAAAUGGGGAGACAGUCUUCCACUAUGCUGUCCGAGGGGGUAGCCCUGAGAUAAUAGAGCUCUUGGGCAAAACAUCAUCUGUUGCCUUGAACUACCUGAGCAACCAAGGGCAGUCCCCUCUGCACCUAGCCUGCCAGCUGGGCAAAGAGGAUGUGGCUGUGUCUCUGCUGAAAUGUCAAGCCAGCUGCAACAUCACUGGGGCUCUGGGCUUCCCUAUUUACACUGCUCUGAAGUACUCCCAGAAGGGUUGUGCACAAGCCAUCCUCAACACUGAUGUCAGUCAGGUGCAGUCCAGGGAUCCACGCUAUGGAGGAACUCCACUCCACUGGGCCAAAAAUGCUGAGAUGACCCGACUGCUGCUGAUGUGUGGCUGUGAAGUGAAUGCCGUCAGCAACACAGCUGACACAGCUUUGCACAUCAUGGUCAAACGGGGACGCUUUGACUGUGCCAUGGUGCUGGUGACACAUGGGGCCCUCACAAAUACCAAGGGGCAGGAUGGCAACACCCCACUGCACCUGGCCAUGAAGCAUGACCAGCUGGAUAUGAUCAAGGCCCUUAUUGUGUUCGGAGCAGAUGUGGACAUCCCCAAUGACUUUGGGGAGACACCAGGCCUAGUGGCAGCCAGGACCAGCAAAGGUACUAACCGGAAGGUGCUGUUAGACCUGCUACAAACUGUAGGGGCUGAACGCUGCCACCCACCCAAACCUGAAUCCCCCAGCUUGGUGUCCUCAGAGCUGCCAUCACCACCAUUCUCUUCCACCCCCCCGGCAAGACCACCCCCCCCACGGAACAAGAGCCGCGGCUUAGGGUUUGAAGAUGUUAUCCAUAUUUCCACGGCACUUGGCUACAUGCUGAAAACACCGGAUGUCGUGGACUCUGUCAGUGAUGGGAAGAGCAAUCUCGACCGCGUCCUGUGUCUGGAUGGAGGGGGCAUCCGGGGCCUGGUGCUUAUCCAGCUUCUCAUUGCUAUUGAGAAGGCUACAGGCCGUCCCAUCAGGGACCUCUUUGACUGGAUUGCAGGGACAAGCACGGGAGGGAUCCUUGCACUGGCUGUCGUACAUGGGAAGUCCAUGGAUUACCUGCGGUGCCUGUACUUCCGCAUGAAGGAUGAAGUGUUCCGAGGGUCACGGCCUUACGAGUCAGAGCCCCUGAAUGAGUUCCUGAAGAGGGAGUUUGGAGAGCACACCAAGAUGACAGAAGUCCAGAAACCCAAGGUCAUGGUAACGGGGACCCUAUGUGACCGGCAGCCAGCUGAGCUCCACCUCUUCCGGAACUACCAGGCCCCAGAGACUAGAACUGGGCCCAGUUACAAGACAACAGCUUCCUUCAAACCACUGACCAAGCCAGAAGACCAGCUGGUGUGGCGGGCUGCCCGCUGCAGUGGUGCUGCUCCAACAUACUUCCGACCCAUUGGGCGUUUUCUAGAUGGUGGCCUGCUAGCCAACAAUCCCACCCUGGAUGCCUUGACCGAGAUCCACGAGUACAAUAAGUCAUUAAUCCAAAAGGGGCAGAGCCAGAAGGUGAAGAAACUGGGAGUGGUUGUUUCUCUUGGGACGGGGAAGCCUCCACAGGUCCCAGUGAGCUCGGUAGAUGUCUUCCGCCCCUCCAACCCCUGGGAGCUAGCCAAGACUGUCUUUGGGGCCCGAGAGCUGGGCAAGAUGGUGGUGGACUGUUGUACUGACGCAGAUGGGCCGGCCGUGGAUCGGGCCAGGGCCUGGUGUGAGAUGACUGACGUCCAUUAUUUCCGGUUCAACCCGCAGCUGCAGUCAGAUGUGAUGCUGGAUGAGGUGAAUGAUGCCAUCCUAGUGAAUGCACUCUGGGACACCCAGCUGUACAUCUAUCAGCAGUGGGAGCAGUUCCAGCAGCUGAUCCAGCAUCUUCUCAGCCGAUGACUCUGGAGAGUGCCCAAUCCCAGCAACAGUGACCACAGAAGUGGCUAUGAAACAACCAACACUGUCAAAAGGGUGGAUUGGAGUUUGGCCUUGGCCCUCAGCCUGAGACAUCUCUGAGAAUUCAGGGAUCAGAAUGAUCCAUGCUAGGCACGGUUCCCUUCAGUUUCUGGUAUCUCGCCAGCAUCUUCCUGGUUCGAGAAUUCCCUGGAUCCUCUGACCCUGAUGUCUCAGAGAGCAAGGACAGACCUUGCUGUCCUUGCUCUGCUUCCUAUCUCCCCCAAGCCUGAGCAGACUUAUACUGUAGCACUGAGAACUCCCUUACCUGCAGUGCCUCAAAACACCCUUACUUGGGCACCUUCUAGAUAAUAUGUGAUGACCAGGGCAAAGACAGACCUGCAAGGAUUCCACUCUAGUCUGUGUGCGCCUGAGUGUGUCUUGUUGAGGGAAGAAGAGUUGCUAUCCCCAUGGUCCACAUGAAGGAGGGGGCAAAGACGUUGCAAUAGACUUGGACUCAGAGUAUUGUGACUCUUCUCUUCUUUUCUAAUUGGUCAUCAGCUUUCAGGAAGGGGGCAUCGCUUGAUGUGGUGUAGCUGGUUUGCCUUGCCCUGUCUGAGUAGGGCAGGGAAGAUUAGCUUUUUGCUGCUCAGGUGGUGUGAAUCACCCUGGGAGGCAGGAAGGGGUGAGACUUCGGGGCUUUCCAAAUUUGUGUUUUCCUGCCAAUGGGCUAGCCAUGGUGGUCUUUGCUUUCAGGCCGAGAUAUGGAAAGUCCCUUUCCUUCUUCCAGGGUUACUUGAAAAGAAACAAGACAUUUGUUUCAGCUAUGGAACAAAGGUUGAAUAAGGGGACCAUUUACUGGCUAAUUACUUUGACUUACUGAUUUAAAAUGCCCUUGUUCCCAGUGAUCAUUUCAUACUGAGGAGUCCAGUCCCUGGGAAAAGAUGGCUCCUCCUCCAUUCCAGUGCUGCUGCUGCUUUUCCGUGUUGGAAAAUUCAAGGCUGCUUUUAAAGGGCAAUGACUGUAUCUGCCUGUAUUUUAGCUUGUGCUAGCACUUAAUUUAUUCACGUGUAAGAACAGGUAGGAGAUGACCUGAUAAACUGUGAGCUGUGACUUUUUUUCUUUCUGGAAUGCAAGUGUCUCACACUUAUUGCCUUGUACAACUAACCAGCAGGUUAUAAUGUUGGUGCAAGCACAGGCAUCUAUGUAAAACUGACACAUUGUGAAAUAAAGGGAGGUGUGAUCCUCAUA